This is a messenger RNA of Pelodiscus sinensis (Chinese soft-shelled turtle), 2461 nucleotides long. The record is from RefSeq and is a predicted model, not a curated record. Lineage: Eukaryota; Metazoa; Chordata; Testudines; Trionychidae.
ACCCAGAGUAAAGCCCCUAAUAAAAGUGCAUCACCUGGGCGAGGCUGCUGCCUGACUCGAGCCUUUCAAACCCUUUCAGAUCUUAUUGUGCAGGCAAAAUCCGGCACUGGCAAAACCUGUGUGUUCUCCACCAUUGCCCUCGAUUCCCUCAUCCUGGAAAACCCAGCAACCCAGAUCCUGGUCUUAGCUCCAACAAGAGAAAUUGCAGUGCAGAUUCAUGCAGUUAUCACAACUAUUGGAAUCAAAAUGGAGGGCUUGGAAUGUCAUGUCUUCAUUGGAGGGACUCCUUUGAACCAAGACAAAAUGAGACUAAAGAAGUGUCACAUAGCUGUAGGCUCUCCAGGUCGCAUAAAGCAACUCAUAGAAUUGGACUGUCUGAAUACAGCCAGUAUCCGCCUUUUCAUUCUUGAUGAAGCUGACAAGCUUUUGGAAGAAGGCAGCUUCCAGGAACAAGUCAACUGGAUUUAUUCUUCUUUGCCAGCCAACAAACAGAUGCUGGCUGUUUCUGCUACUUACCCUGAAUCACUGGCUAAGGCUUUAACCAGGUACAUGAGAGACCCUACCUUUGUGAGGCUGAACCCUACAGAUCCAAGUCUCAUUGGGCUGAAGCAGUAUUACAAAAUUGUGAAUUCUCAUUCACUUCCCCAUAAGACUUUUGAAGAGAAGGCUCAGCAUUUGCAGGAGCUUUUUAGCAAGAUUCCAUUUAAUCAGGCCUUGGUCUUCUCAAAUCUGCAUAGCAGGGCUCAACACUUGGCUGAAGUACUGACAUCAAAAGGUUUUCUUGCUGAGUGCAUUUCAGGAAGUAUGAAUCAGAACCAGCGUCUUGAUGCAAUGGCUAAAUUGAAACAGUUCCAUUGUAGAGUCCUGAUUUCCACAGACUUGACUUCUCGUGGAAUUGAUGCUGAGAAGGUGAAUCUUGUCAUCAACCUAGAUGUGCCUUUGGACUGGGAAACGUACAUGCAUAGGAUUGGCAGAGCUGGCCGCUUUGGAACCUUAGGCCUAGCUGUGACUUACUGUUGCCGUGGGGAGGAAGAGAAUAUGAUGAUGAAAAUUGCACAGAAAUGUAACCUUCAGCUUCUUCCUUUGCCAGAACCUGUACCCGCUGGAUUGAUGAAGCACUUUGCAGAUUGGGAUGUGGAGGUCACAGCUGUUGCCCAUGCAGAUGCUUCCGUGGACACUCCUACUUUGACCCAUAAAAGUCCAGAGGAGUCAGAGCAGCACACAAGCAUAAAUAGGUGUGCUCAGAUACCUCCGUGUGAUCCUGCAGGGGAAAAGUCCUCCACAUCCAAGCCAAGAAGGGUUUCCAAGCACAAGCAGCUCCUAAAAGGCUACCGAGAUCAUGCAAAUGCAGAAAAAAUUAGCAAGAGUCCAAAGACAUUCAACCUCAGCACACAGCAGACACACCAAAUGGCAACGACCUGCAAAACCACUGAACAGCAUAUUGAUCAGCAUGUGGAUAAGGAAACCUUAAAAAAUACACUCCCCAAAAUCCCUUGCCUAUCGUCAUUUAAGAACCAGCAGCCUGCCCUUCCCUGGAGCUUUACAGAGUUUGUUGACGAUUAUGAAUACUUCAUUAAAGAAGGGUUGGAGAAAAGGGUUGAAAUCAUAAGAAGCUACACAGGCCCUGGAGAACAGUACCAGCACCCUAAAAAUGGGACUUUUGAAAAGAAAGGGAUGGAGGAGACCAUGCAGUCAGUAGCAGACAGUCUCUCAUUUGAGGACACUGAUAGUGAUAGUAACUCAUACCGUUCCGGAGCUUCCUCACCUUGCAGGGGGGAAAACAAGUCUUUCUGUGAAGCCUCUUCAGAUACUCAAGAGAGAGGAAGUGAUGAACUCAAUAUGGAUCAGGCUGCUCAGAAUUAUUCUCAAAGCAUAAGCAGCUCUCUGAGUCCAAUGGAGCACCAACAAAUACCACAAACCCAAAAGCACAGUCAGGUGGAAAAGAAGGUGGUGAAACAAACUUCCAAACGGUGUAAGAAAAGCCGCCACCAACGUUCCGCCAGGCCUCCAAAGAGAGAAGCCCAGGCAGACUAUUCACACAGCCCUCCGGUGGGGAGUGUCCCUGCCUUUCCCUAUGAGACUCAGGCUUAUGAAGAAUACUGGAAGUCCUAUUACCAAAUGUGGCAGGGCUAUUAUGCUUCUCACUCUUACAACAGGAGAUGUCAUUGGCCUUUUAACUGGAUGACUGCUUAUCAAACCAACUCUGUCUAUCUUCAAGAACUGUUGAAGAGUGAUUAGUGAUGGGAGAGCAAGCUUCACUGCAAAAGGACUGCGCUUUAUCAAGAGCUAUCAUUUGCACACAGGAAUUGGCUUACAGAAAUAAACAGAUGUCUGUUUUUAGGCUGAAUUAAUUUUUCUUUUUGGAAGUAAACUGUGGGCAAAGGAUUUGUAUACAUUCCAGUGAGUUGGCAUUGGUCCUGCACCAAAUGUUUGUCAAUAAAUAGAAAUGAUUUGUCUUGUA